Molecule: messenger RNA, 2391 nt
Organism: Cladophialophora immunda
Lineage: Eukaryota; Fungi; Ascomycota; Eurotiomycetes; Chaetothyriales; Herpotrichiellaceae
Exons: 3
Coding region: 528-2150 (540 amino acids)
Biological process (GO): protein phosphorylation
Molecular function (GO): ATP binding; protein kinase activity
Source: RefSeq, a predicted model, not a curated record
UCUGAACAUGGGGAACUUCUGACUUGAAGCGUGAGAAUAGGCGCUUGCGCUUGACCUCCUAUUGACACCUAUUGGCGAACUACUGGCCUAUGCCAUGCGCUACUGACUGAUAUCGCCUCUUCAGUCAACGACCGCGUGUGCCUCUUACAGCCGUGCUGAAGCGCUUGACCCCCUAUCUUCGACGUGGUUUCAGUUUCACCAUCUGUCAACUGACAAUCUCUUCGACUGCACGGCAGGUUCCAACCGUGGCAUUCUGAUAUUUUGACAGCUUUUCACUGUCCAGCGUUGGCUGAUCUAUUGAAGACUCAGAGAAAGCAGUCAGCUAUUCAUCCCUGUAAGCGCCUGAUGGCCUAGAUUGGCAUUGUUCUUGGGGUCUGAAAUAGCCGCCUCAAUUCUCGAUCCUGUCUGCACAUCACGCUCGCAGUUCCGCCAAAGCCUACUGUAUAUCCUCUUUCGACCUCCGUUAUUCCCUCGUUGGCCUCGUCGGCAGAUCAUUACCACCGUCGUCUCAGAAAUAUCCUUACACCAUGUCUGACGCGUUCAAGGCCCGGACCCUGAAAAGGAAGAAUGUCAAAGGACUGGCGUUGAAUGCACCUGCUCCCCGAACAGCCCCCUCCGAUGGCGAUUCACAGAUACCCGGGGCGCUUGGAAAUACAGAGAGCGACCGAACUGAUACUUUGGAGAUCGGCUUGGAAUUCAAACUCGACCUCAGAAGUGAAGAUCUGAUCGUGCUGAAAGAGUUGGGUGCCGGCAAUGGAGGUACUGUCAGUAAAGUCAUGCAUGCUUCGACCAAGGUGAUUAUGGCAAGAAAGGUUAUUCGAGUCGAUGCAAAAGAGAACGUCCGCAAACAAAUUGUCCGAGAGUUGCAAGUUGGCGCCGACUGCAGUUCGCCGUACGUCAUCACAUACUACGGAGCUUUCCAGAAUGAAGCCCGUGACAUUGUGCUCUGUAUGGAAUAUAUGGAUUGCGGAUCCUUGGAUCGCAUAUCAAAAGAUUUUGGGCCCACACGUGUCGAUGUGCUGGGGAAAAUUACAGAAUCUAUUCUUGGAGGUCUGGUCUACCUUUACGAAGCCCACCGAAUCAUGCACCGAGAUAUCAAGCCGUCAAACGUCCUGGUCAAUUCUAGAGGAAUGAUCAAGCUAUGUGAUUUUGGCGUGGCUACAGAGACCGUCAACUCAGUAGCCAACACAUUUGUCGGAACGUCAACGUACAUGGCACCAGAACGAAUUCAAGGUGGCGCAUACACCAUCAAAUCUGACGUUUGGAGCGUGGGUUUGACUGUGAUGGAACUUGCAAUUGGGAGAUUUCCAUUUGAUUCAAGCGAUUCUGCCGCGGGCGACAGAGCCAGUGCUGGACCAAUGGGUAUUCUGGACCUUUUGCAAACUAUAGUCCACGAGCCGGCACCCAAGCUCCCAAAGAGCGAGGCUUUCCCGUCUAUCCUGGAGGACUUCGUGGCCAAGUGUCUGCUCAAAAAUCCAGAUGAGAGACCAACUCCCCGAGAGCUAUAUGAUAGAGACAACUUUUUGCAGGCUGCGAAGAGAACGCCUGUUGAUUUGCAGGAAUGGGCGGUCUCGAUGAUGGAACGACACAAUCGAAAAUCCUACUUGGCCCCUCCUGCGCCUAAAUCAUUGAAGAGUGAUGGGACAAGCUCGGACAGCUCUCACCCAGCCUCGUCGGCGUCGACAGCCUCAUUUGCAGGCGAUCCUCGUGGCACCCCGGUGACAGCCAAGCAAUAUGCAAGUCCAACAUCUGGCAGCAUCCCGGUAGUACCACCGCAAUUUGGCUUUCAAGGAACACCAACCGGUAUUGUGGAGAGAUCGCCGCCGCCACCGCUAUCUUUGCAGCAUUUGUCGUUGGAGACCCGGGAUGCGCCCAAUGGACUUGGUCCUCGUGCUAAUCGCAUGGGGUUCAACGACCGUGACAAUAUUCCUGAGCCUGCUUCGGCUAUUGAGCCUUCUCAAAGACCGAUGUUCCCACCGAGGACAAGUAGUAGUGGGAACAUCAUCAACGGCAGAAAUCCGUUGAUAAGUCCAGCGUUCGUGCGUCAGCCUCCACCGACAGGUCCAUUACCGGCUCCUCCGAUGAAGGACCUACCUGCGCCGCCGGCAUUAAAGAGUGCAGGAAUAGCUAGCCCUCGUCGACCAAGAUGACAUUGUUGAAGAGCAAAUCCUCACAGUUGGCUUGGAAGUCAGCUGCAUCAAGCAUAUCGUGGACAAAAGAGGAACUAGGGUAUGGGCAUGGGUAUGGGCGUGAGUUAUAUAGCAUUUGAUCCCGGCGUUUUCACCAAGUACACUGUGAGCAUUUUCGAGCUUGUAGAUCUUGAACAUGGGAACAAUUUAUGGGGAUCUCUGGUUCUUCGAGGUUCUAACUCCCCGAUUUAUAUGGUGGCCG